Phacochoerus africanus (Common warthog) is the source of this 7200-nucleotide messenger RNA. RefSeq names its product tight junction protein 1 (gene TJP1). Gene Ontology annotation, biological process: establishment of endothelial intestinal barrier; cell-cell junction organization; cell-cell adhesion. The coding region runs from base 454 to 5763 and encodes 1769 amino acids. Gene Ontology annotation, cellular component: plasma membrane; bicellular tight junction. The transcript is spliced from 28 exons. The record is from RefSeq and is a predicted model, not a curated record. Gene Ontology annotation, molecular function: cell adhesion molecule binding. NCBI's taxonomy places the organism in Eukaryota, Metazoa, Chordata, Mammalia, Artiodactyla, Suidae.
GCCGGGCCGGCAGGUUUGCGUGGCGGCCAGCGGUUGCCGGCGCCGGCUCGCCCAGCCGACGCCACGUCCCUGGCUGAGGCUCGCUCCCGAGAAGUUACGUGCUGAAGCUGCUUCCGAGAACCUAGCGGGCGGCCGAGGCCUGGGGAGCCUGAGGCCCCCAGUGCUGCCGAGUGGAGGGAGGGCGGCCGUGCGGACGUCUAGUGCUGCGGCGGCCGCGCUCGGAGGUUAGGCGCCGGCCCGGCGCGCCCCGCAGGGAGACCCGGGCGGGGCGGGCGCUGCGCGGACUUUUGUCCGAGUUGAGUCCCCUCCCUGUGGGCCGGGCCUCUCCGGCGCCCCCGCCCCAGCCCCGCUCGCUCCCGGGGGAUGUUUAUCUGGGCCGUAGCGUGAGGAGCCGGCGGCUGGUGGCGCGGAGUCUCGGGUCCGAGGAGCGUCGCGAGGCGCGGAAGAGACAAGAUGUCCGCCAGGGCCGCGGCCGCCAAGAACACAGCAAUGGAGGAAACAGCUAUAUGGGAACAACACACGGUGACGCUUCACAGGGCUCCUGGAUUUGGAUUUGGAAUUGCAAUAUCUGGUGGAAGAGAUAAUCCUCAUUUUCAGAGUGGGGAAACGUCAAUAGUGAUUUCAGAUGUGCUGAAAGGAGGACCUGCAGAAGGGCAGCUGCAGGAAAAUGACCGAGUUGCAAUGGUUAAUGGAGUUUCAAUGGAUAAUGUUGAACACGCUUUUGCUGUACAGCAAUUAAGGAAAAGUGGGAAAAAUGCAAAAAUUACCAUUCGCAGGAAGAAGAAAGUUCAGAUACCAGUAAGUCGUCCUGAUCCUGACCCGGUGUCUGAGAAUGAAGAGGAUAGUUACGAGGAAGAAGCACACGACCCAAGAAGUGGCCGUGGGGGUCCUAACCAUAGGAGGAGUGAGAAGAGCUGGGCCAGGGAGAGAAGUGCCAGUAGGGAUAGGAGUCUGUCUCCAAGAUCCGAUAGGCGGUCUGUGGCCUCCAGUCAACCCACCAAACCCACCAAAGUCACACUGGUGAAAUCCCGGAAAAAUGAAGAAUAUGGUCUUCGAUUGGCCAGCCAUAUAUUUGUAAAGGAAAUUUCACAAGAUAGUUUGGCAGCAAGAGAUGGCAAUAUUCAAGAAGGCGAUGUUGUAUUGAAGAUAAAUGGUACCGUGACAGAAAAUAUGUCAUUGACGGAUGCAAAAACAUUGAUAGAAAGGUCUAAAGGCAAGUUAAAAAUGGUAGUUCAGAGAGAUGAACGGGCUACACUGUUGAACGUCCCUGAUCUUUCUGACAGUAUCCACUCUGCUAAUGCUUCUGAGAGAGAUGACAUUUCAGAAAUUCAGUCACUGGCAUCAGAUCAUUCUGGGCGAUCACACGACAGGCCUCCCCGUCACAGCCGGUCGCGGUCUCCUGAUCAGCGGUCAGAGCCUUCUGACCAUUCUAGACACUCUCCACAGCAGCCCAGCAAUGGCAGUCUCCGGAGCAGAGAGGAGGAGAGAACUACUAAACCCGGGGCAAUCUCAACUCCUGUAAAGCAUGCAGAUGAUCAUACAUCUAAAACAGUGGAAGAAGUUAUAGUUGAAAGAAAUGAGAAACAAGCACCCACUCUUCCAGAACCAAAGCCUGUGUAUGCCCAAGUUGGACAACCAGACGUGGAUUUACCUGUCAGUCCAUCUGAUGGUAUCCUACCUAAUUCAACUCAUGAAGAUGGGAUUCUUCGGCCCAGCAUGAAGUUAGUAAAAUUCAGAAAAGGUGAUAGUGUGGGUUUGCGACUGGCUGGUGGAAAUGACGUUGGAAUAUUUGUAGCUGGCGUUCUUGAAGACAGCCCUGCUGCCAAAGAAGGCUUAGAAGAGGGUGAUCAGAUUCUCAGGGUAAAUAAUGUGGACUUUACAAAUAUAAUAAGAGAAGAAGCUGUCCUUUUCCUACUUGACCUCCCGAAAGGAGAAGAAGUGACCAUAUUGGCUCAGAAGAAGAAGGAUGUUUACCGUCGCAUUGUAGAGUCGGAUGUGGGAGAUUCUUUCUAUAUUAGAACCCAUUUUGAGUAUGAAAAGGAAUCUCCCUAUGGACUUAGUUUUAACAAAGGAGAGGUAUUCCGUGUCGUGGACACUCUGUACAAUGGAAAACUGGGCUCUUGGCUUGCUAUUCGAAUUGGCAAAAAUCAUAAGGAGGUCGAACGAGGCAUCAUCCCUAAUAAGAACAGAGCUGAGCAGUUAGCCAGUGUCCAAUACACACUUCCAAAAACAGCAGGAGGAGACCGCGCUGACUUUUGGAGAUUCCGAGGCCUUCGGAGCUCCAAAAGAAAUCUUCGCAAGAGCAGAGAAGACUUGUCAGCUCAGCCAGUUCAAACCAAGUUUCCUGCAUACGAGAGAGUUGUCCUUCGAGAAGCUGGAUUUCUGAGGCCUGUAACCAUCUUUGGACCAAUAGCUGAUGUUGCCAGAGAAAAGCUGGCAAGAGAAGAACCAGAUAUUUAUCAGAUCGCAAAAAGUGAACCUCGAGAUGCUGGAACUGACCAACGUAGCUCUGGCAUUAUUCGCCUUCAUACAAUAAAGCAAAUAAUAGAUCAAGACAAACAUGCUUUAUUGGAUGUAACACCAAAUGCAGUUGAUCGUCUGAAUUAUGCCCAGUGGUAUCCAAUUGUAGUAUUCCUUAACCCGGAUUCUAAGCAGGGUGUGAAAACAAUGCGAAUGAGGCUAUGUCCAGAAUCUCGGAAAAGUGCCAGGAAAUUAUAUGAACGGUCUCAUAAACUUCGUAAAAAUAAUCACCAUCUUUUUACAACUACCAUUAACUUAAAUUCAAUGAAUGAUGGUUGGUAUGGAGCAUUGAAAGAAGCAAUUCAACAACAACAGAACCAGUUGGUAUGGGUUUCUGAGGGGAAGGCGGAUGGCGCUACAAGUGAUGACCUUGAUUUGCAUGAUGAUCGUCUGUCCUACCUGUCAGCCCCAGGUAGUGAAUACUCAAUGUAUAGCACGGACAGUAGACACACUUCUGACUAUGAAGACACAGAUACAGAAGGCGGGGCCUACACUGAUCAAGAACUAGAUGAAACUCUUAAUGAUGAGGUUGGGACUCCCCCGGAGUCUGCCAUUACACGGUCCUCUGAGCCUGUCAGAGAGGACUCUUCUGGAAUGCAUCACGAGAACCAAACAUAUCCUCCCUACUCACCACAAGCGCAGCCACAGCCAGUUCAUAGCAUAGACUCCCCUGGACUUAAAGCUGCCUCUCAACAGAAAGCAGAAGCCUCAUCUCCAGGCCCUUACCUUUCGCCUGAAACAAACCCAGCAUCACCAGCCUCUGCUGUUAAUCCUAAUGUAAAAUUAGGCAGUGUCAGACUGGAGGAGCCCACCUCCGCUCCUCCCACCGCUGACCCCCUACAUGCUGACUCUUUAAGAACACCAAGCCCUGAGGCAGCUCACACAGUGCUCAGAGACCAAGAGCCGUCCCUGUCGCCGCAUGUAGACCCGGCCAAGGUGUAUAGGAAGGACCCCUACCCUGAGGAAAUGAUGAGAGCCAACCAUGUCUUAAAGCAGCCAGCUGUCACUCACCCAGGGCAGAGGCCAGACAGAGAGCCAGGUCUGAGCUAUGAGCCCCAGCCCCCGUACAUGGAGAGACAGGCCAGCAGAGACCUGGAGCAGCCGGCGUACAGAUACGAGUCCUCCAGCUAUACUGACCAGCUUUCUCGAAACUAUGAACACCGUCUGCGCUGUGAAGACCACACUCCUGCAUAUGAGGAGAGGUGGUCCUACUAUGAUGACAGGCAGUCCUACCAGCCUCGGCCUGCCCUGGACAGCCAGCACCCUCGAGACCUUGACCCUAGACAGCACCCUGAAGAGCCCUCAGAAAGAGGGCAUUUCCCACGUUUCGAGGAGCCGACCCCACCGUCCUAUGAAAGCAGGCCUCGCUAUGACCAGCCACCCAGGACCUCUACCCUGCGGCUGGAAGAGCCAUCCACUCCUGCCUAUGAUGCACAUAGUAGGUACAGGCCUGAGGCUCAGCCCUAUCCAUCUGCCAGCCUGAAGGCCGCAGAGCCUAAGCAGUAUUUUGACCAGUAUUCACGAAGUUAUGAGCAGGUCCCGUCCCAAGGACUCGGCUCUAAAGCAGGCCAUUACGAGCCCCUCCACGGUGCUGCUGUCCCUCCUCUCACCCCUGCACCUCAGCACAAGCCUGAAGUUCUCCCUUCAAGCGCCAAACCGCUGCCUCCGCCCCCGGCUCUGGCUGAGGAUGAAGAAGACCCAGCCAUGAAGCCACAGUCAGUGCUCACCAGAGUGAAAAUGUUCGAGAACAGAAGAUCUGCUUCCGUGGAGAGCAAGAAGGAUGACAGUCAUCCUGCUGGUUUGAAGCCUCCAGAGGGAGCAUCUAAGCCUGCAGGUGCUCCCAUCGUGGGUCCCAAAGGUCCUGCACAGAGUCAGCUCAGCGAACAUGACAGAACUCUGCACAGAAUGCCAGAACCUCAGAAACCCCAAGUGAAGCCACCUGAAGAUAUUGUCCGGUCAAAUCAUUAUGAUCCUGAGGAGGAUGAAGAAUAUUACCGAAAACAGCUCUCAUACUUUGAUCGAAGAAGUUUUGAGAACAAGCCUUCUGCACACGUGCCUGCCAGCCAUCUCUCAGAGCCUGCCAAGUCAGUUCAUUCUCAGAAUCAGCCACAUUUUUCAAGUUAUCCUUCCAAGGUAAAGUCUGCUGAGGCUGAAGCUGUAGACAGGUCGUUUGGGGAGAAGCGCUAUGACCCACUGCAGGCAACACCCCCUCCUCCGCCAUUGCCCACCCAGUACAGCCAGCCCUCUCAGCCUGGCCCCAGCACUGCCCUCGGCCUCCACGUACAUGCCAAGGGGGCGCACGGCGAAGGUAAUUCAGUGUCGUUGGAUUUUCAAAACUCAUUAGUGUCUAAACCAGACCCACCUCCUGCUCAGAAUAAGCCAGCAACUUACAGACCACCAAACCGAGAAGAUACUGCUCAGUCUGCUUUCUAUCCCCAGAAAAGUUUCCCAGAAAAAGGUCCAGCCAAUGGGGCCGAACAGACUCAGAAAACGAUCACUCCAGCAUACAAUCGAUUCACACCAAAACCAUACACAAGUUCUGCUCGGCCAUUUGAACGCAAGUUUGAAAGCCCUAAGUUCAAUCACAAUCUUCUGCCAAGUGAAAUCAUACAUAAACCUGAAUUGUCUUCCAAAGCCCCUGCUUCUCCAAAAACUCUUGUGAAAACACAUGGUUCAGUGCCGCCUCCUGAGUUUGAUAGUGGCGUUGACACGUUCUCUGUCCAUGCAGAUAAGCCUAAAUAUCAAGUAAAUAACAUCAGCACAGUGCCUAAAGCUGUUCCUGUGAGUCCUUCAGCUGUAGAAGAUGAUGAAGAUGAAGAUGGUCACACCGUGGUGGCCACAGCCCGAGGCGUGUUUAACAGCAACGGAGGGGUGUUGAGCUCCAUAGAAACUGGCGUUAGCAUAAUUAUCCCACAGGGAGCUAUUCCUGAGGGAAUUGAGCAGGAAAUCUAUUUCAAGGUCUGCCGAGACAACAGCAUCCUCCCGCCUUUAGAUAAGGAGAAAGGUGAAACCCUGCUGAGCCCCUUAGUGAUGUGCGGGCCCCAUGGUCUCAAGUUCCUGAAGCCCGUGGAGCUGCGCUUACCACACUGUGCGUCCAUGACUCCUGACGGUUGGUCUUUUGCUCUAAAAUCAUCCGACUCCUCGUCGGGUGAUCCUAAAACCUGGCAAAACAAGUGUCUUCCUGGAGAUCCAAAUUAUCUUGUUGGAGCAAACUGUGUCUCUGUCCUGAUUGACCACUUUUAAUUCUUAAAAUAUAGGAACUUGAUUAAAUGAUGUGAAACUGGGUUAAACUUACUAAAUCGAAAUGGAACCACUCUAUGAAGUAUUAUACUUUUCUUAGAAUUGAUACUGCAGUUUGUUAGUAUUAAGCUCUGUCUGAACUGAUGAGGAUGAGUGAGCAUGCCCCUGAACCUGGCUAGAAACAUGCUGCAGACCGCAUGUCUGGGAUUGAAGAGCUUCUGGUGUUGCUGGAGGCUCAAAGAUGUGACACUUUGUAAUGAUUUUUGUACUUUUAUAUGGUCACUGCUUAACUUCACAUAUUGAUUUCCGUUAAAAAGCAGCCAGUAAAUGGGGUGCAUUUGAGUUCUAUUCUUUCCAAAGUACACUGUUUCAGACUUUAUUAUGGCCCUGGCCUGGCAUAUAUAUUUUAUUUUAUUAUGCAUGAGGUAAUAUGCACACUUUUAAAAAAAAUACACCUCGAAGAAUAUAUAACCAGUAUAGUGGAUUUAACAGAAAUGUACAGCAAGGGAAUUUAUAGCUUUGGGUGGGGGGGGAGUGAGGACAAUUACUUAUUGUAUAUGAAAACUCAUUUUUCUUAGGGAAGGACACCAAAGCAUGUGAGACUGGUUCCGUGGCCUCUUUGGAUCUAUAAAUUAACCAUAUCACCACAGACAUACUAACCAGCAGGAAUGCCUUACCCUCAUGUUUUUAAGUCUUAGAUCAUUCUGUCUAUGUAUUACUAAAAUUUUAUGGCUUUUGUGCACAUCUAGAUUCUGUAUCAUGAAAAAGAUUAAGUUGUGGAUCUGGUGGUUUCAGAAAUGUGUGAUCACCCAGAAGAAAAUAAUGGUGUGAUUUGGGGGGUUUUAGUGGGGUGUUUUGUUUUGUUUUGGAAAGGGGGCAGUGGUUUUCUUUUUUUGGCUAUGCAUUUGAACAAUUUUGACAUUUUAAGGAUGCUUGUACAUAAUGCGUGCAUACCACUUUGUUCUUGGUUUGUAAAUUAACUUUUAUAAACUUUACCUUUUUUAUACAUAAAACAAAACCAAGUUUCUUAAGGCUACCUUUGUAUUCUCUCCUGUACCUCUUGAGCCUUGAACUUUGACCUCUGCAGCAAUAAAGCAGCAUUUCUAUGACACACACACAAGGUCAUUUUUUUAAGAAAAAGAAUGCACAGAGUUGUUACAUUUUUAAGUGCUGCAUUUAAAAGAUACAGUUACUCAGAAUUCUCUAGUUUGAAUAAAUUCUUGCAAAGUAUCCUUACUGUAAUUUGUGAUACAAUGCUGUGCCCUAAAGUGUAUUUUUUUACUAAUAGACAAUUUAUUAUGGCACAUCAGCACGAUUUCUGUCUAGAUAACACACCACUACAUUCUGUUAAUCAAUCAUUAGGUGUGACUGAAUUUCUUUUGCAGUUAUUAAAAAAAUCUCAAAUUUCUAAAUCUGCAGAAUAAAUCUUUUUAAAAUAAA